Messenger RNA from Rasamsonia emersonii CBS 393.64, 1137 nucleotides. Its product is annotated as Arsenite efflux transporter (ArsB). Gene Ontology annotation, cellular component: plasma membrane. The record is from RefSeq and is a predicted model, not a curated record. Bases 1 to 1137 code for a protein of 378 amino acids. The transcript is spliced from 5 exons. Gene Ontology annotation, biological process: arsenite transport; antimonite transmembrane transport. Gene Ontology annotation, molecular function: antimonite transmembrane transporter activity; arsenite transmembrane transporter activity; antiporter activity. NCBI's taxonomy places the organism in Eukaryota, Fungi, Ascomycota, Eurotiomycetes, Eurotiales, Trichocomaceae.
AUGGCUUCUAUAGAGGCUCCUCAUGAUCAACCGUCCGAUCUGGGCACUCGAUCUGAUCUUGCCGCUGAUAAGUUCGCUUCACCAGCCUGUGAUGUGGAAAAGCACGGCGACUCACAGUCGUCGGAUGAGCCACAAGCGAAACAGUCCGCAUUCAAGAAUCUCGGUAUCCUCGACCGCUUCCUGGCGGUAUGGAUUUUUCUAGCUAUGGCAAUUGGAAUUAUUCUGGGCAACUUCGUGCCAAAUACUGGACCUGCAUUGCAAAAGGGAACGUUUGUUGGUGUCUCUGUUCCAAUUGCUGUCGGUCUUCUCGUCAUGAUGUAUCCCAUCCUUUGUAAAAUUCGAUACGAGUCUUUGCAUCAUGUCUUUCGGACACGCGAGAUAUGGAUUCAAAUUGCAUUCAGCGUGUUUCUCAAUUGGAUCAUCGCGCCUUUCCUGAUGGUAUUCACUAACGCUGAAUUCUGUCAGCUGGCAUUGGCGUGGGCUUUCUUGCCAGACGAGCCGGAGCUGCGUGAGGGACUGAUCCUCGUUGGACUGGCCCGAUGUAUCGCUAUGGUCUUAAUCUGGACCGGGCUCGCAGGAGGUGAUACCGAAUACUGUGCUAUCCUUGUUGCCAUCAACUCUCUUCUUCAAAUGGUGCUCUUCGCGCCCUUAGGAGUCUUCUUCAUCGAAGUUAUCAGCCGAGCUGGCGAUUCAGUCACCUUCCAAUAUUCCACUGCUGCAAAAAGUGUUGCAGUCUUUCUUGGGAUUCCCCUGGGUGCAGCAAUUGUUACGCGCUUCACCCUUCGGCAGAUCACCAGCCCGCGUUGGUACGACCAAGUGUUUCUGAAAUGGAUCAGCCCUUGGUCACUCAUUGGACUUUGUUCACGAUUCUGGUUCUAUUCGCUUCUCAGGGACGACAGGUGGUCCAUCAGAUUGUGUCUGUCACUGGGAUUCGGCUACAAGCUCGCUGCUACCCAGAGCUUCACUGCAGCAAGUAAUAACUUUGAGCUUGCUAUCGCCGUCGCUGUUGCGACGUUUGGGGCGAACAGCAACCAGGCUCUUGCAUCUACCGUGGGUCCUUUGAUUGAGGUUCCUGUGCUUCUGGGACUUGUCUAUGCUGUGAAAUUUGUGGCGAAGCGACUGGGUUGGAAGGACUGA